This is a messenger RNA of Ipomoea triloba (trilobed morning glory), 1190 nucleotides long. Its product is annotated as auxin-responsive protein IAA14-like. The transcript has 4 exons. The record is from RefSeq and is a predicted model, not a curated record. Lineage: Eukaryota; Viridiplantae; Streptophyta; Magnoliopsida; Solanales; Convolvulaceae. The coding region runs from base 124 to 825 and encodes 233 amino acids. Gene Ontology annotation, biological process: regulation of DNA-templated transcription. Gene Ontology annotation, cellular component: nucleus. Gene Ontology annotation, molecular function: protein binding.
AUAGGAACCACAUAUAUAUACAAUACUCAUCAACCAUAUAUCUCAUUACAUUACUCUCUGAAAUAAAGAAUCGAAUUGAAGGUGAUCAAAUUAAACCAGAAGUGAAGUUGGCCGGAAAAUAUAAUGGCGACAAUGCUGAUCCAUGGAGAGACUGAUCUUUGCCUUGGCCUCCCCGGCGGCGACCGUGGUGGUAAUGAAUCUGCAGAGUGCUUGAAGAUAACCAGAAAAAGAGAGUUUUCUGAGACUGUAGACCUCAAACUCAACCUUCAACCCAACAGUGACGACCACGACUCAUCUCUGGAUUGCGAGAAGAAGAUGAAAGCUUCUUCUUCUUCCCAGCAUGAACCUAUCAUCAUGCCACCUCCCAAGGCACAAGUGGUGGGUUGGCCUCCAGUGAAGAAUUACAGAAAGAAAAUGGCCCAGAAGAGCAGCACAGAGGGAUCAGAAGAAGAGAAAAGUAGCAGCAGUAGCGGUAGCAGUGCAGCAAAUCUGGUGAAGGUGUGCAUGGAUGGUGCGCCUUACCUUAGAAAGGUGGACUUGAAGAUGUACAGAAGCUACCAACACCUCUAUGAUGCCUUGGCCAACAUGUUCACUUCCUUCACUACAAUUGGUACUAAUGGAAUGAUAGAUUUCAUGAAUGAGAGGAAGGUGAUGGACCUACUCAACACUUCCGAAUAUGUGCCCACCUAUGAAGAUAAGGAUGGAGACUGGAUGCUCGUGGGAGACGUUCCUUGGGAGAUGUUUGUGGAGUCGUGCAAUCGCCUACGCAUAAUGAGAGGAUCAGAAGCACCAAGAGCUAUGAAAAUCUGCAAGAGCAGGAGCUGAGACUUUACUUAAUUGCAUACAUGGAACAUGGACAGUCGAUUUCUUACAAGCUGAGCAUCUUUAGAAAGAGAGAGAGAGAGGCUAGGGGGAAACUAAGAGCUAGGACUUCAUUAUGUAUGUAACUACAUGUGCUGCUUCUUUGUUGUGCCUGAAUUUGUAUUUUGAUUAUGUAUUUUUUUUAUGAGUGAAACUCGCAAUUAUUACUUGAAGGGGUGUAUUGGAUAAAUUUUAUUUAUGUUUAAUAGUUUGCAAACUAUAUAGAAAAAGUAAAUGGUAUUAGGAAGUUUGAUGGGCUUACAUACCUUAAGGUGAUUAUGUAUUCAUUCCUUUAUUUCCUUAAUAUAUAUGUAGUGCUUGUGUGUGUA